Messenger RNA from Zychaea mexicana, 222 nucleotides. RefSeq lists its product as uncharacterized. Gene Ontology annotation, biological process: positive regulation of transcription by RNA polymerase II; negative regulation of transcription by RNA polymerase II. Lineage: Eukaryota; Fungi; Mucoromycota; Mucoromycetes; Mucorales; Lichtheimiaceae. The annotation marks the transcript as partial. Gene Ontology annotation, molecular function: zinc ion binding; DNA-binding transcription factor activity, RNA polymerase II-specific; RNA polymerase II cis-regulatory region sequence-specific DNA binding. The record is from RefSeq and is a predicted model, not a curated record. The transcript has a single exon.
GCUACCACUACAAACGCAAGUAGCGGCGGCGGUAAAUCUACAGCUAGGUGGGUUGAAGGAGCUCCAACGCAAUGUUUCAAUUGUCAAACAACAACCACUCCUCUUUGGCGACGUGACGAAAACGGUAACACAAUAUGUAAUGCGUGCGGUCUAUAUUACAAGCUGCAUAAUAUGCACAGACCGAUAUCUAUGAAACGAAACGUUAUCAAACGACGAAAACGA